GCUUCGUUCGUCAGUCGAGCGCAACCAGUCGGGCGGGAGGGAUGUGCGCACCGUCGCAUUCAAACACUUCCGAACGUGCGCGUUCGUAACAAAAAUGACAAUAGUGCUUUAGUUAUUUUUUACUUGAAACAAAACUGUGUCUUAUAAAGUGCCAAUAAGAGUUGCCUUCAAGUGUUUUCAACCGAUGAAAAGGAUUGUUUUAUUUAAGUUUUUAAUUGGAUUUGACUUAAGGAUAUAAAGAUGUCGAGUUUCACGACUACUGGAGAUGCUACGCAGGCUGCUGUUAAAGAUCGCAUAUUAGAGCGAGAUGCCGGCUUCGUGUCAGGAGGCGAUGAUGACGACUCCUGCUCGGGACCAGCGCAUUCUGACGACUCGGGGGUCCGGCUGGUGGAGACUGACUCGCGGGUCAAACGACCUCGCACGCCCACCCGGUUACAACCACCUAAGAAACGUAUUCGACUGAAUUCGAGAGAAGACCUACCGAGCCCAGAAAGUGAUACAUCGGCCAGCCCUUUCAGACCUUGGUCCUUCACCGAGGAACCGCAGAGAGAACCCCUAUCUUUAGUCAAGAAAGAGACUAGUCUGUUGAGGCAGCGACGGAGGCCGCUGGAACCGCCUCCACCUCCAAUCCCACCACCACCGGGCCCACCAAGAGUUCCUCCACACCCAGGCGUCGUAGAACCUUACCAAGACAAAGCUAAGCCUAGGGAACAGAGGAAUUAUAAGAACAUGACCCGAGAGAGGAGGAUAGAAGCGAACGCGAGAGAACGGACAAGAGUUCAUACCAUAAGUGCUGCCUUCGACACGUUGAGGCGUUCAGUUCCUGCAUACAGUCACAAUCAGAAACUAUCAAAGUUAUCGGUGCUACGGAUAGCGUGCGCGUACAUUGCGGCGCUGUCUGCGGCGAUUGACCCUGAGGCUGAUUUAACGUCAGCAGUGGACCACGUGACGCAUACAAUACAUACCGAAGGGAAAUUGAGAAAGAAGAAGGAUGAUGCGUGAAGCGCAGUGGACUGAAGUGGCCGAAUUAAUUUUCUGUACAAUCGUAAUCGGUUUUUGGAGUUUUCGCUGAACUUGGUCUGUCAUCGGAGGCGAUGUGGAUAAGUGACAAUAACUUGCGAAUAGUAUUCCUAGUUCAGGGUGUGAUGACACUUUAAUGGAUUUCGUUCGUAACGUGAAAGCCAGAAGCCGAUUAUGGUUACCGCGUUUCAAUUAAAACCGUCCUGAGAAGCCUCUCUUUGCGCUAUAAGUUAGUACAAAAACGACAAUAAUAUUGGUAAUGGAAAAUUUAAUGUAUUAACUAUGUAUGUAGGUAUUUAUAUUGGAAUGUUUUGAAAGACAUGUUUGUCAUAUUCUUACGGAAAUAGGAAAUAUAAUUGCAGUAACUGAAAGUAGCUAGACCAUUUGUAAGCAGAUGGUUAGAAUUCUUCUGUCUGCAUUGGAAAGAGUACCUAGAUCUAAAAACAUUCUUUAUUGCGAAUCUCAAGCCUAGAAUAGGUAUCACUACGACCUAAGAAUGAUUUUUAGUUCGUAUUAAUUCUGUUACAAUCAAAAUCAAUUUUAUUAUGUGAAAAUUAUAUGUCAACAAGAAUGGCGCCACUGUAGAUUUUUUCCAUUAGAUGUUGCAAGUGUACCUAUGCCAAUUAGAUUUAAUUUCAUUAUACAAUCGGCCCAGUACAAAUUGUUAUGUUCCUAUUUCAUCUCCGUUCAUCUACAACAGAUCUCGGGUUUAAACGAUUCCUACUAAUUAAUAAUUAAAUUAAUAUUAAAGACAGAACUAGCAUUAUGGUGUAAUGUCACGUUCCGACAUACCUAGUAACGAAAAAAACAUCUCAUAGACAAGUAGUUUGGCAAAAUCUUUUUUUUCAUGUAUGUUUACCAUUCCUCAGUCCAGUAUUAAAAUAAGGCAAAAAUACCUAAAGUAAAAUCAAUUUGUGCAAAAUUAUGUAUUUAUGGCUUUAAACAAUAUAUUUAUUACAAUCGAGUCAGUAAUUUAAGUGAGAACUGUAUAGUUUUUAUUUAGUUUAAGGAGAAAAUGUUGCAUUUUGUAAAUAUUAGUUUUAAAAUGUAAAUACUUAUUAUUAUAUUUUAGUAAUGGUCAAUGUUUUGUUUUGGUUCUCUUGGAAAUUCUUCGAGUACUU
Spodoptera frugiperda (fall armyworm) is the source of this 2141-nucleotide messenger RNA. Its product is annotated as transcription factor ATOH8. The record is from RefSeq and is a predicted model, not a curated record. Gene Ontology annotation, molecular function: DNA-binding transcription factor activity; protein dimerization activity. NCBI's taxonomy places the organism in Eukaryota, Metazoa, Arthropoda, Insecta, Lepidoptera, Noctuidae.